AUGGAAAGGUAUAAUGUCAUUAAGGAAGUGGGUAAUGGCACAUUUGGAAAUGUCUGGCGAGCUCUAAACAAGCAGUCUGGUGAAGUGGUCGCGAUCAAGAAAAUGAAGAAAAAAUAUUACUCAUGGGAAGAAUGUAUAAAUCUUAGAGAAGUGAAGUCACUGAGGAAAAUGAACCAUCCAAAUAUAGUGAAGCUCAAGGAAGUUAUAAGGGAAAGUGAUGUCUUAUACUUUGUUUUUGAGUACAUGGAAUGUAACCUUUACCAGCUUAUGAAGGACAGAGGAAGCUUCUUUUCAGAGACUGAAGUGAGAAACUGGUGCUUUCAAGUAUUUCAAGGUCUUGCGUAUAUGCAUCAACGCGGAUAUUUCCAUCGUGACCUCAAGCCAGAGAACUUGCUAGUAUCAAAGGAUAAGAUAAAGAUAGCUGAUUUUGGUCUUGCUCGGGAGAUCAAUUCUCAACCGCCAUUCACUGAAUACGUUUCAACCCGCUGGUAUAGGGCCCCUGAAGUUUUACUUCAGUCUCCUGCAUAUGGCCCUCCAGUCGACAUGUGGGCAAUGGGAGCAAUAAUGGCAGAAUUAUUCACGCUGCGCCCUUUAUUUCCAGGUUCCAGUGAGGCCGACGAGCUUUACAAGAUAUGCUGCGUGAUAGGGAGCCCGACCAGGAAUGAAUGGACCGAGGGUCUUGGACUCGCCACUGCCAUAAAUUAUCAAUUCCCACAGGUUGCUGGGGUUCAUCUUUCUGCUCUGAUACCAGGUGUUAGUCAGGAUGCAAUUAAUCUCAUCAAGUCCCUGUGUUCGUGGGACCCAUACAAGAGGCCCACAUCCUUGGAGGUCCUUCAACAUCCUUUUCUUCAGAGUUGCUUUUAUGUUCCUCCAUUUCUACGCGUGAAAGCUGCAAUUCCGAGAACAUCUCCUCCUGCUGGAACAAGGGGAGUAUUGGAACAGAAUCAUGAGAGAAAGUACAUGGAAUGUAUGUCAAACUUCAGAGCAGAAAACAAUUUUCCUCCUGGAAAACCACAUGCGUACAUGGUUCCAGGUGCUCAAAGGAAGUUGGGCAGGAAUGAUCAGGAUUUGUCGAAAAAAUGCAAGGACUUAAUGAACUAUUCUAAGCCUCAGCCAAGAUAUCAGCCACCUGGAAUAAACGGCCCAUCAGCUGGCAACCUGGGGAAAACGCGUGGUGUGGAGGAUACUGUCGAUAAGUUUGCUGACAUGGCAGUGGGGUCCGUGCCUCCACCUAUGAAGGCUGGAGGUUGGCAUGGGCAGUCCAAUUUGUUUUUCGGGCGUUCACAAGAAGUUAUUGGCACACGAGCAGCUUAUAACAGGAAGGUGGCUGGAUGA
This is a messenger RNA of Striga hermonthica, 1335 nucleotides long. The record is from the annotation of a GenBank genome assembly. NCBI's taxonomy places the organism in Eukaryota, Viridiplantae, Streptophyta, Magnoliopsida, Lamiales, Orobanchaceae.